CACACUUACAUGGAACUCUGUGGUGUUGAGAAUGUGACGUCCGUCUGGGCUCCAGCGCGAGGAGACUAGUCCUAUCGAGCCCUCGUCAAUCUUACAGUACCAGUCGGGCUGCUCUAGAGACCACACCUGAGAGGAGAGAUUGUGAGAGAAGGACAACUACCUUUCCCUGAGCUCAACCUGUACUCAAACCUUUGACCACACCAAAUCUGACCCAGAGACGAAAUGAAAGACUGGAGAUGGUUACCUCUGCAAAAAGUGAUCUGCCCUUCGGUGGAUUACCCUCCUGCCAAAAUGUCCCAGCCCACUGCUGCUGACGAGGGGAGCACCUUCGAGCACCUGUGGAACACCUUAGAACCGGACACCACCUACUUUGAGCUCCCCCACGGGGGUCACUCUGGGGAGAGGCAGGCUCCCUCCACCAGCACCCCCAGUAACGCUACAGAGGUCUGCAUGGACAUCUACCACAUGAGGGACAUGAACGACAACGUCAUGUCCCAGUACAACCUGUUGAGCAGCAGCAUGGAGGCGAACCUGGGGAGCCAGCGAGCGGCAUCCACCAGCCCCUACAGCUCGGGGGAGAACACGUCUGCAGUGCCGACGCCGUCCCCCUACUCGCAGCCCAACAGCACAUUUGACGGCCUGUCGCCGGCGCCAGCUAUCCCGUCAAACACCGACUACCCUGGACCCCACUGCUUCGAGGUCACCUUCCAGCAGUCCAGUACUGCCAAGUCCGCCACCUGGACGUACUCCCCACUGCUGAAGAAGCUCUACUGUCAGAUCGCCAAGACCUGUCCAAUCCAGAUCAAGCUGUCCUCGGCCCCGCCCCACGCCAGUGUCAUCCGUGCCAUGCCGGUCUACAAGAAAGCGGAGCAUGUCACUGAGGUAGUCAAACGCUGCCCCAACCACGAGCUGGGACGGGACUUCAAUGACAGCCAAGCGGCCCCAGCCAGCCACCUGAUCAGGGUGGAGGGAAACAACCUGUCCCAGUAUGUGGACGACCCCGUCACAUGCAGGCAGAGUGUCAUGUUGCCCUACGAGAACCCACAGGUGGGGACAGAGUUCACCACCAUCCUCUACAACUUCAUGUGCAACAGCAGCUGUGUGGGAGGGAUGAACAGGAGACCCAUCCUCAUCAUCAUCACCCUAGAGACACGCGAUGGUCAGGUGCUGGGACGACGGUCGUUUGAAGGGCGGAUAUGCGCCUGUCCGGGGCGAGAUCGCAAGGCAGAUGAAGACCACUUCAGGGAGCAGCAGACCAUGAGCGACAACAUGUCCAAGAACGACAACAACGCCAACAAGCGCACUUUCAAACAGACCCCUCCAAACAUUCCUAGUCCAGGCAUGAAGAGACGGCGGCAUGGUGAAGAGGAGAUUUACUAUAUGCCUGUGACUACCUUAUGGAGCUGGUUGAGAGAAUGUCAAGAGUGUGCAAAGCUGGCAUCAAGGCAACAGGUGCGCGGCAGAGAGAACUUUGACCUGCUGAUGAAGAUCAAGGACAGUCUAGAGCUGGUGGAGUUCGUACCACAGCAGCUGGUGGACUCCUACAGACAACAACAGCAACAGCUGCUUCAGAGACAGAGCCACGUAGCAUCACCGUCCUCCUAUGGAUCUCCCCUGUCCAACAUGAACAAGCUGCACGGGGGCCAUGGGAGCCACCAGUCUCAGCAAAACCCCCUCCCCAACAUGGGGCACGUGGGUCCCAACAUGCUCAACAGUCACCACAUGCAGACCAACAGUGACAUGAACGGGGGACAUGGGGGCGGCCAGUCCAUGUUGUCCACGUCGCACUGCACCCCUCCCCCUCCGUAUAACCCUGACCCCAGCCUAGUCAGCUUUCUAACCAGUCUGGGAUGCCAGAACUGCAUCGACUACUUCACAUUGCAGGGCCUGCAGAGUCUCUACCAACUCCAGACUCUGUCCAUGGAGGACCUGAGUGCUCUAAAGAUCCCAGAGCAGUUCCGCCUGGCCAUCUGGCGGGGCCUGCAGGACAUGAAGCAGGGCGGCGGGGUGGGACCUCCUCCUUCCUCCCACCAUCAAGACCACUAUGGCCAGCAGCUCCUCCGCUCCAGCAGCAACAUGGCAGCCGCCGCCAUGGCCAUCGUCCCCGGCGGUGAGCUGCAGCGCCAGCGUGUCAUGGAGGCCGUACACUUCCGUGUGCGCCACACCAUUACCAUCCCAUCCAACCGCCCGGGAGGUGGGCCACAGGCUGUCGCUGCCGCCGCUGAUGAGUGGGCCGACUUUGGCUUUGACAUGCCCGACUGCAAAGUGUCACGCAGCAACAAGAACUCCAUCAAGGAGGAGUUCAUGGAAAGUGACGUCCACUGAGAGAAAGAGGGAGAGAGGGAGAGAGAGCGAUACAGGGGGAGGGGGAGAGCGAGAUGGAGAGAACGGGACUCUAUGUUCACAGAGAGAGGGAUAGAGAAGAUGGGAGGAAGAGGAGGAGCGAGUGAGAUGACUCUUCAGUUCUGAUGUCCAUCAGGGGCCUGGUUUAGUGUCGUUUGAUUUUUUAUAUUGCUUUACAGAUUGGUUGGCUUAGGACAACCAGUAUGUAGCACAAUUUCUGUAUUGUUUUUUUGUAAGUCAGUACAGCUAAGUCAGUACAGCUUACUAAUAAGUCCGUUGACUUCGUCAUAAUUAAGUCAGUACAUUUGAGCCUGAAACCGAAAUGCUCACGAUGUCAUCGUAUGGCUAGAUUCCAUUGAACAAGCCAUCACAUACCUGUACUCAAUUAGAUCAAUAAAAUGUUCUUUUGGUGUAAAUAUGUACAUGAUGUUCUGUAAAAUGUAUUAGAUUUGUGGUCAAAUGAAAAAAAGGUUAACAUGUGUAUUUAGAUUCCUUAAGGUAUAACUGUUCAGACAGACAGAUGUAUAGAGUUUCCAUUUCAAUCAAAGUACAUACAAGAGUGUAUCAGCGUGGUCAUGAUCUUCGUACCGUGUUAAUUCCCCAUCACUCCUGUGCUAAAGCAUCAUAGUUCCAGAACAGAAGCACGCUGUUGUCUUACAUUUCAACCCCAAACCCUUUGUUUAGUUCGGUGGAGUACAUGUACCCCCUGAGUCUUGUGUCUAUAGUAGCCGAUGUAUUGGAAUGAUUUUCUCCUGUGUCACGUUGGAUAACUACCCUGGUUGUUGAUACGAUUGUAUGGAUUGACGAAGCCACCCUGUACAGUCAAUUGGCCAGGCUAAAUAGAUGCAAGUGAUGUCUCGGUUGCCUGAAACAAAGAGGGAAAGCUAACCAUCAGUAUUAGAUAGAGCCAUGCAGUUGUAGAAAAGUCACGCUCAGGUACUGUAUCUAGUGGGCAAUGCUACUGGCAGAUAAAUCACAGAGGACCCCCUUUUAGUGCCUAGUUCAUAAGGUAGGCCUUUAAGUCAGAUUGAUCGAGUUCAUUUGAGAAUAAUCAAGGCAGUGAGUGUAUAAGGACAAUCAGAUAACUGACAAUCAGCUUCCCCAAAUCGCAGACUGUGGCUUUAAUCACUUUACAAAAUGUGUAUUAAAAUGAAAUGGGUUGUUUUUAUAGAAUUCUUUAUUAGUAGUAACACACUCCCAAUAUGCUAUAAAAUCAAUUAAUUUAUAUGCAAUUCCUGAAUUUAGACCCAUGAUUCCAACCCUGCUAUACACCACCACAUGAACAAUUAAUUCAGUUGAUGCGUUUCACUAUAUUUAUUUUACAGCAAUAUCUUGUGUGGAAUUGUAUUUGAAACUGCAAAGCAAGUUAUUUGUAUAUAUAUAUAUAUAUAUAUAUAUAUAUAUACACACACACACAUCUCCCUUGAAGAUACAUAAUCACAACAUUUGAUCUAGACAGUUUUUACAUACUAAGCCUUGCCACCACUGUAUGUGUUCUUGAAUUCUCCACUGCAUGGCACUUGCUUCGAUAUUGAUUCAAACAGACAUGUUUAGUAGUUCACGUUGAUACCACACUUAACCAUGAUGCACCUGUACUUGAUGGGUUAGCGUAAAAUUAGGGUGGCACAAAAAGGAGGAUGACUCCAGUUUCAAAAUGUUGUGUGGUGUCUUAUUUUGGCCGCAGCCACUCCUCUCAAGUGCAUAGUACAUGGGGAAAAAGUACUGUGAUCAUUUUGCUAUUAUAAAAAAAGGGGUUGUGAAUAAUGCCAUUUCCAAUACUCUGUGCAAAAACAGUCCUUGAGUCCACAGGAAGGGAUGCAUACCUUCCAUUAACACCCAACAGUUAAGCAGAAUAAAGCACUUUACUGCUUUGAAAAGAAUAGAGGAUAGAAAUCAUUUCAUGUUCAGUGUGUUUAUAAUCAGUAUUAGGCCAACGUCAUAACUUGUAAAUGGUAGAUUGUCACUUUGUUUUGAUAUUUCUGGAGAGGUACUGUCUCAAGUGUUUCUUUUUUUUAUAACAAUGUGUAACAAUGUACCAAUAUCGCUGUUUAUAUUGAUUUCAAUUUCUUAUUUGAGGUUGUACGUGUACAGUGUUUUUUCUUGUAAAUCAUGAAUAUUAAAAAGUGUGCUUUACAGAAACGUA
This is a messenger RNA of Oncorhynchus keta (chum salmon), 4486 nucleotides long. It is a transcript of the gene tp73, whose product is annotated as tumor protein p73. The transcript has 15 exons. The record is from RefSeq and is a predicted model, not a curated record. Gene Ontology annotation, molecular function: protein binding; DNA-binding transcription factor activity, RNA polymerase II-specific; RNA polymerase II cis-regulatory region sequence-specific DNA binding. Gene Ontology annotation, biological process: apoptotic process; regulation of transcription by RNA polymerase II; protein tetramerization. Gene Ontology annotation, cellular component: nucleus. NCBI's taxonomy places the organism in Eukaryota, Metazoa, Chordata, Actinopteri, Salmoniformes, Salmonidae. The coding region runs from base 223 to 2325 and encodes 700 amino acids.